CAUCACGUGAUCAGCUCGACCACUGCCGGGACCGCCCCGGGGCCGCGGGGACAGCACCGGGACAGCACCGGGACAGCACCGGGACACGCGGGGACACCCUCAGGGCAGCGCCAUGGGGCUGCAGGGCCGGGAGCACCCCUGGGUGCUGCUGCUGCUGCUGCUGCCGCCGCCCCCCGUGUGCGCCGCGGCCGCCGCCCGCCCCAGCUUCGUGCUGGUGCUGGCGGACGAUCUGGGCUUCGGGGACCUGGGCAGCUACGGACACCCCUCGUCCGCCACCCCGCACCUGGACCGGCUGGCGGCCCGCGGGCUGCGCUUCACCGACUUCUACAGCAGCGCCGCCGUCUGCAGCCCGUCCCGGGCCGCCCUGCUGACGGGCCGCUUCCAGGUGCGCUCCGGGAUCUAUCCCGGCGUGUUCGACCCGGGCUCGCGGGGAGGGCUCCCGCUCGCCGAGGUCACCGUCGCCGAGCUGCUGAAGGCUCAGGGCUACGCCACGGCCAUGGUUGGCAAGUGGCACCUGGGCUUUGGCAUCAACGGCUCCUUCCUGCCCGUGCACCAGGGAUUCGAUCACUUCCUGGGAGUGCCCUAUUCCCAUGACCAGGGCCCCUGCCAGAACCUGACCUGCUUCCCACCCGACACCAAGUGCUUUGGGACCUGCGACCAGGGCGUGGUGCCGCUGCCGCUGCUCUGGAACCGGACCAUCAUCCAGCAGCCCGUCUCCUUCCCCGACCUCGUGCCCCUCUACAACAAAUUCUCCCGGGAUUUCAUCGCCGACUGCGCCCGCCGAGGCCUCCCCUUCCUGCUCUACUACGCUUCCCACCACACCCACUACCCCCAGUUUGCCAGCCGGGAGUUCGCGGGGCAGACGCGGCGGGGACCCUUCGGGGACGCCCUGGCCGAGUUCGAUGGCUCCGUGGGACAGCUCGUGCAGGCCCUGCAGGAACACGGCCUGGAGAACUCCACCCUGGUGUUCUUCACCUCGGACAACGGCCCCUCCACCCUGCGCAUGGCACGCGGAGGCAGCGCCGGCCACCUCAAGUGUGGCAAGGGCACGACCUACGAAGGUGGCAUGAGGGAGCCGGCGGUGGCUUAUUGGCCAGGCAAGAUCGCUCCAGGAGUGACCCACGAGCUGGCCAGUACCCUGGACAUCCUGCCCACCCUGAGCGCCCUGGCCGGAGCUGCCCUUCCCAAGGUGGCCCUGGAUGGCUUCGACCUGAGCCCGCUGCUCUUUGGCUCGGGGAAGAGCCCUCGCCAGGCCGUGUUCUUCUACCCUCCGUCCCCCGACCCCCUGCACGGUCCCUUCGCCAUCCGCCUGGGCAAGUACAAGGCCCAUUACUUCACCCAAGGUUCCUUCCACAGCGGCACCACCCCAGACCAGGCGUGCCACGGGCUGACCCCUCUCACCCCGCACCUGCCCCCGCUGCUCUUCGACUUGGAGUCGGACCCCGCUGAGAACUACGACCUGCUGCAGGGCGAGGCGGGCCCGGAGGUGCUGCAGGUGCUCAGGGACAUCACCCUGCAGAAGGUGCUGCUGGAGCAGCGCCUGGAGUUCGGGGAGAGCCAGGUGAAGAAGGGCCGGGACCCCUCGCUGCAGCCCUGCUGUGCCCCCAACUGCAGCCCCAAACCCUCCUGCUGCCGCUGCUCCCAGCACUGACCGACAGCCCAAACAUCCCUGCGCCAGCCCCGCUAACCAGCAUCAGCCUCGGGGACCCCUCGGACUCACGGGGCGGCAAACGGGGUCGGGGAGAGCCCAAACUCUGCUGGGAGUGCGGGCAGAGCUCUGUGCUCCGUGUGGGACAUUCCAGGCGAGGCCUUGGACAGGAUCCCAACUCGCUCCGGCAGGGACCACGCUCGAGCAGCUUCUCCAGAGCCAGAAGAGCUCUUUGGAGCAGCGGGAACGUCCCGGCCCCAGCGAUCCCGGCUGGGCCCAGGGUGGGAGCAGAGCCGGGGCUGCAGCUCCAGCGCUGCCGGGGCCGAGGGCACAGCGGGGGACGGGGAUGGGGGUCCCGGCAGCUCCGGGGCAGGGCCUGGUGACAGAGGGGACACCCCUGGGCGGCGGCAGCAGCAGCUCAGGCUCCCUCGGGACCCCGGGACUGCAGCUCCAGCUGCUCCCAUUCCCGUUCCUCUCCGUGCCCAAAUUGCUUUUGCCGGGAAUGGGACACCUGAGGCUCUGCCGGGGGAACCUGGGCUGGAGAAGUUUCUCCCUCUCUCCCCUCUCCCAGGGUCCCCCCAAACCCCAGCUCAACCCCGCUCCUUUUCCCUCCCAACUCCCAAAUUUUCCCAUCCUUGUUUUGCCCGAGAGACUGCAUUGGGCUGAGAAUGUGCUUAAUGAGUGUCCUCAUUUGGGCCACAGGAAUCAUUUUUUUUGGUAGCUGGGAGUGUCCAGGACCCAGAUGGGGCUCUCCCUUCCAUGGAAAAGGGCAUUAUUUCCAUCGGGACAGGACGUGGUAGGGCAGAGCUGCCGUUGUCACAGGCUUCCCAUGGAAAUCACUGCUUUGUCUUACAUUUUUUUCUUACUAAGAUUGCUGCAAGUAAUUGUUUGAUCCCUCAUCUCAUGGCUGCUUCCAGUAAAUUCCAAUUUUUAACCCCUGA
Corvus hawaiiensis (hawaiian crow) is the source of this 2589-nucleotide messenger RNA. RefSeq names its product arylsulfatase A (gene ARSA). Gene Ontology annotation, molecular function: arylsulfatase activity. Bases 113 to 1651 code for a protein of 512 amino acids. The record is from RefSeq and is a predicted model, not a curated record. NCBI's taxonomy places the organism in Eukaryota, Metazoa, Chordata, Aves, Passeriformes, Corvidae. The transcript is spliced from 8 exons.